GGUAAGAGAAGAAUGCCGCCCAAGGAGGGAGAGAAGGACGAGCUAGAUGUUGUCAAGGGCGAGAUCCAGGCCAAGGACUUGCAAAUCCUGUGCAGCAAUGACAAGAUCGCCAGGCUUGAGGAGCGGGCGUUCAAUCUUGGGAGCGUCAUCAAGGAGACGCGCAGGCAAGCUGAGGACAGGGACAAGAUUCUGGAGGAUCAGAUCGGCGCGCUCACCAGAGAUGCAAAGGAAUUUGAUCGGCGAAGCGAGGAGAUGGAACAAAUUAUCGAAACGCUCAAGAAGGAGAGGGCUGAGUCUCAUGCCGCGCUUCUGGCGGAGCUCAACGAAUUGAAAACCACUCACAGGAUCCAAGUCGAAGCAAUCCAGAAAGAGCUGGAUGAUGCACACAAUUUGAUCCAAGCAGUGAAGGAGUUUACGCUACGAAGGGCCACUAUCGAAAAAGAGAUCCAAACCUUGAAGAACCAGCUUUCCAAGGAAAAGAAGCAACACCAAGAGGCCUUGAACGACGUGGAACGAGUGGCACAACAAGAGCGGGAGAGAUUGCGCAAAGAGAUGGCGGUUAAAAUCGAAGAGACAAAGCUCUUGAUGAUCAAACAAACGGAGGAGCAGCUCCACGUCGUAUGUUUCUCAAUCGGGCUGCUGCAUAAGGAGACAAAAAGAAGAAGUAAACUUGAUUCUUUCUCUGGAAAAACAAAAAGAACGAUUUUGGAGAAUGAGCAGCUAGCGAAAGAGGUUGCCUAUCAUAUCAGACAGACGGAGCUGCUGGUUCUGAAAAAUGGACAACUUCAGCACGAGAACAACGAGCUUGAAGACAAGAUGCUUGCAGCAAAAGAGCUAGAAGAAGAACUUGCGAGGAAAAACCACAGUUAUCAAAAGGCUUCGCGGAUCCUGCUGUUCAAACUUCAAGAGCAACAUCUGGCCGCUAAUAUUGAGGCCAUUGAAGAGAUGGACGAGCUGAAGCAUCUCAUCAACCGUAAUGAGCAGCUCAAAGCCGAAAUUCAGAAAGAACACCAAGAUCUAGAGAAACUAAAAGCAGCGAUAGAGGAGAAAACAAAAUGCGCUGAAUCGGUUGGAGCAGCAGAGGAAGCCGUGAAGUUCCUUUAUCUUGCUCUUGAAGACGUCGAGUUGGAAGAGCUUGCGAAUGUCGACGAAGACACCAGUCUUAUACCGGAGGACGGCGUCGACUUGAACACUCCAACCAACCAUCUCGAUCUGCUACCAAUUCAGCAGCGCCAGGACUUUUUGAAGCACUUGCUUAGAACCGCAAUAUCCUUGCGCGUGAUGAUGCAAAAGGCAAUCUCAUCGGACACUGCCCCGAAAGGACAACCUUCUGUUUUUGGAUCAUGGUCCCAUGUUUUAUACGAGGGCCAAGAAGACAAACCAAGGAUCUCAGUCGAGGAUAUCCUCGCAUUCCAAGUCGACACUAAUGACCUCGACAAUGCAGGCCCACCGAGGAGAGUUUCGUGUGCCAUACAGACAAAUGACGAGUGGGAGCCAACUCCAGAUAGUCUACCCCCAGCUGAUGAGCAGCACUCUUUUCGAUCGAGCUCCUCGUGCAUAGGUCCUGAGAGAAAACGGAUCAACAUUGUCAACCUAGAGUUACACCAACACUCUAGUAAGUGUGUUUUUAACGAAACUUACUCGGAUCAGCUCGCAUGAUCUUUGCUCUUGCAAAUUCCAAUAACUGUGACAAAACAUUUAUUAUGCUUUGAUUCACCCCAUGAAGUAUUAUUCUCAUGCUACAUCUGUUAUCAAAGAAAGAAAUAUUCAAA
Molecule: messenger RNA, 1772 nt
Organism: Selaginella moellendorffii
Lineage: Eukaryota; Viridiplantae; Streptophyta; Lycopodiopsida; Selaginellales; Selaginellaceae
Product: cilia- and flagella-associated protein 157
Exons: 11
Coding region: 13-1659 (548 amino acids)
Cellular component (GO): cilium; ciliary basal body
Molecular function (GO): microtubule binding
Source: RefSeq, a predicted model, not a curated record